This is a messenger RNA of Cordyceps fumosorosea ARSEF 2679, 894 nucleotides long. RefSeq lists its product as hypothetical. The record is from RefSeq and is a predicted model, not a curated record. The transcript has a single exon. Bases 1 to 894 code for a protein of 297 amino acids. NCBI's taxonomy places the organism in Eukaryota, Fungi, Ascomycota, Sordariomycetes, Hypocreales, Cordycipitaceae.
AUGGCCGACCGCACAGCCGCCCCGACUCCAUCCUUCGCGACCGGGCAGGGCAUCAUAUGCGCCGGGCUCCCGCGCUCCGGCACUCUGUCGCUGGCCACGGCGCUGGACAUUCUUGGCGUCGGCCCAAUCCAGCACGGGCUGCGCGACACCGACACCCGCGAGGUCUACGCGUGGACGCACGCGGCGUGGUGCUCGUUCCCCUUCCUGCGCGCCACCCGGCUGACCUCGCGCGACGGCCGGCUGCCCUUCUACCUGCCGCCGUACGACCCACUGCUGCCGUGGACGCGCGCCGACUGGGACCGGCUCGUUGGGCGGUACCGCUGCACCACUGACGUUGGGAGCAUGUUCAGCGAGCAGCUCAUCAGUGCGUACCCGGACGCCAAGGUCAUCCUCGUGGAGCGGCCCGUCGACGAGUGGGCGCGCAGUUACGGCCGCGUCCUCAUCGACAGAACCUACUACGGCGUCGGCGGGUUCAUCAAGUCCACGCUGGGGCCGUGGGCCAACGUGACGACGACGACAGCCUAUUCCGACGUGUCCAUGGGCUGGCUGGGGGGCAACUCGAGGCGGGAAGCCCACAGUCUGCUGCAUGACCGCCACCGUCAGCACCACGACGUGGUGCGCAGACUCGUGCCGGCCCAGCAACUGCUUGAGUUUGACUUGAAGGACGGGUGGGAGCCGCUGUGCAAGUUCCUCGACCUUCCUGUUCCAGAUAUGCCAUUUCCACACGUAAAUGAACAGGCGCAGUUCCUGAGUAUGCUUCGCAGUCUUGAUAUUAUGAUACUAAAAGGCAUUGCCCAAAAGCUUGCCUGGGCUUUGCUCAGUGUUAGUGUCGCCGCUUUCCUCAGUCGAGCGGCGACGAGGCGAGCUUUGGUCGACAUACUCAAGCGCACAUAG